CCGACUCUCCGUUAGUUGCCAAUGGCUGCCCAAGCUCCCACCGGACGUCCGUCCCAGUGGCUGCCUAAGCUCCCGCCGGAUGUCUGUUGCCAGCUGGCCAAGAACCCGCCGAAAGAUCAAGGAAGAUGGAGAGGGAGAAGAAAAGUCGAGCGUCAUGGCGAAUUUAUAUAUCUGGUUUUGAUCCAAAAUCAAAUCCAAACAUACCAAAACAUACUCGCGUACCUGUUUUGGCGUACCAGUGUACCGGUACAGGACCAUGGUGACAUGGGUUUUCUGCUGUUACUAAAGUUAGGUGAACCUUGGGAAUUGCAGUUGAAGUUUUCAUGGAAAGGUGGCAGCAGACAUUGUCUUUCAUAGGCAAAUUGUGAGGACUCUAACAAACCUCACAAGCCACAAAAACCUCUCACAUUGCUUAAACUGGCGUCUAGAGUUCUUCACUUUCAUGUAAACAACAAUUAUUUUGCUGAAUCCAUUUCUUGCGCAUUGUACAGUUUUGGCCACUGUUAUUACGCUAUUACUCGGACACUUCAUGGUCCACCCGCUGAAUUUAAUUUGUUUUGAUGGGCUUAUGAUAAGACUGGUGGGAUCAGAAAGGGACUUAUAUAUAGAUAAUGAAGGGGUAAGUUAUGCCUACCCUGGUUUCUGAUCCGAGCAAUGGCGUCCUUCACAGUGGAGGAGUUUGUUGGUGACGGAGUUCUCAAGGAGAUACUCCCCAAGCUUGUUGAAGAUGGCUGGGAUGAUGUCCCUACUCUCAAGACGAUGAACUCUCAAGACAUGGAUGCUUCCAACAUGACUACCAGACAGAGAGAUGCACUGGAAAUCAGAUCAUAUUUGCAUAACCUAUCAUUAAUGCAAUACGCUGAUAGACUGGAGGCGUCUGGAAAGCCAUUGGCAGAACUUCUGAACUGUAAUGCUAGUGUCCUUUCUUAUCAAUUUGGCAUGAAGAGAGGCCACAUUGCCCGUUUCAUUGGUGGAACCGCUACUUGUGGAAUCUCCAUGAAUUCCCCAUAUAGAAAAAGAACUCCUUCUGUUUGUACAGAUGACAGCAGAAAUAAGCUCAGUUUUAGCUCAUCUCAAAAGAGUCAGACUUCCCCUCUGAGUUACAGGUCUACCUCGGGCUUAAGUGACAAAUCUGUUGGGGAAUUCAGGAGCAAAGAGGGGUAUUCUUUCAAGGGUAUCAUUGCAUCAGCACCUGCAGAGCCAAGACUUUGUGGUCUCAUAAAACCUCUUCCUAUUGCUAAUGACAUUGCACCUUACUCCAUGAUUGACAAUAUCACUGUUGAGAAACUAGCACCUGAGUAUAAGUUUGGUAUGAAGCCAUUGGUGAAACUGAAGACGACGACAGUGAGGGCUUCCAAACUGUGGCACGAUAGACCUGCUGUAUUGCUCUGUCUACGACGCCCAGGGUGCAUAAUGUGCAGAGCAGAAGCUCACCAACUCUAUUCAAAGAAACCGUUUUUUGAUGCAAUGGGAGUGCAACUCAUUGCUGUUGUUCAUGAGCAAAUAGAGGCAGAGGUCAAAGACUUCUGGCCUCGUUAUUGGGGCGGGAUGGUGGUCUUGGAUAGACGCAAGGGCUUCUUCAAAGCCCUUGGUGGAGGGAAGUUGCUAACAGACAAUAUUUUAACAGGGUUCCUCCUGAACCCACGGGCCGUUGCAAAUUAUUGGCGUGCCAAAGCUUCUGGUUUGAAAUACAAUUUUAAUGGUGAUGGAAACACCAGCGGUGGGCUCUUUGUAGUUGGUAGCGGGAAAAGUGGCAUUGCUUACCAGUUUGUUGAGAGGAAUUUUGGAGAUUGGGCCCCCAUUGCUGAAGUUAUUGAGAUCUGCAGCCGGCUACAGUUAUGCAGAAGUAGCCAAGUAAAGACCUUUGAAUGAUUUCCAAGUACAUAGUGAGCUGUUCAUUGUAAAGCUUGGAAGUCUUUCACAGUACGGAGAGCGAAGGAAACUUUGGUUUGUCAAGACCAGAAGCAACUAACCAGGGCAUGUUGAGUUUGGUCUGUUACACCAUUGCGUCGAUCAUCUUUAUGUAAGACUCCACUAAGAUCAUGUUUAUGUAGUCAAAUUGAAUAAUUAAAACUUCAGUUGCUC
Messenger RNA from Nymphaea colorata (pocket water lily), 2085 nucleotides. RefSeq lists its product as uncharacterized. The coding region runs from base 655 to 1872 and encodes 405 amino acids. Gene Ontology annotation, molecular function: antioxidant activity. NCBI's taxonomy places the organism in Eukaryota, Viridiplantae, Streptophyta, Magnoliopsida, Nymphaeales, Nymphaeaceae. The transcript has 5 exons. The record is from RefSeq and is a predicted model, not a curated record.